Molecule: messenger RNA, 699 nt
Organism: Alternaria atra
Lineage: Eukaryota; Fungi; Ascomycota; Dothideomycetes; Pleosporales; Pleosporaceae
Exons: 1
Coding region: 1-699 (232 amino acids)
Biological process (GO): nucleobase-containing compound metabolic process
Cellular component (GO): cytoplasm
Molecular function (GO): AMP kinase activity; ATP binding
Source: RefSeq, a predicted model, not a curated record
AUGAACAGCGAUAAGGACGCCCAUUCGUCGGUGCAAGCUACGGCACUUGAACCUAGCGAGCAAUCCCCACACCUUAUAGUAUUCGUCCUCGGCCCUCCCUGCGCGGGUAAGUCGACGCUAUGCACCACCCUCGUCAAGCAGUUCAAACUAGACCAUUUCUCCAUCGGCGAUGAACUCCGCAAUCUAAUUUCUCAAAAUUCAACUGGCCAUGCUGCACGUAUCAAGAACAAGUUAUCCGUUGCUGAGCUGGAGGACUUCGCAACGAACGUCAAAGCAGGAACAUUAGCGCCUUCAAAUGUUACACCCAAGUACGUCAAGGAGCGGGUCUUUCCCGAUGGUGUGGUAACACCAAACCUACGAAUUCUGAUCGAUGGAUUUCCUAGGGGAGUAGAUCGGUGGGAGACGUUCAAGGACAUCGUGAAGGACAUUUGGAAGCCCAAUAGUAGCACCUGGGCACUGCUGCUUUGUGUUGAUCAGGCGGUAGCUCGACAGCGGUUUCUGAGUCGCGGUAGAGCGGGAGAUGUCUUUGAGAAGAGAUUUGUUGAACAUGAGGACUCCAUUGGCAACAUUGUAGCUGCGAUGAAGCGGGACGAGGUAAAUGUCGUUGAGAUUCAUCCAGGGCUGGACCACGAUUGGGAGGAUGUACUCAAGUUUCUUCAUUAUAUCCCUGGGUUAUAUGAGGGGACAAGGCGGGAGUAG